AUGGUCGGCCUUUUAUACUUUGCUGUUUUUAGUAGUUUUGUACUUCUUCAACUUUUUCCUCAAAUUGGAUUCCUUUAUCAUAAUUCAACGUGGGUUGAAGAUUCAAUGCGCUCGCAACAAAAGGAAUUCUACCAAAAAGCAAAAGUUAACCAGUAUUACGCAUAUGAUCAUGGCCUAAUUCAAAAUCUAAAAGAAAGAUUAGGUCAAAAUCCAAUUCAAUGGUUUUUGCCAACGCCAAAUACAGAUAAUCCUUACAAAGCACGAUACAAUCCGUCGUAUGUUCCGAUCCACAAACUUCGUGUUUCUUUAGUUGAUAGUUUCGACGAAAAUUCUCCGUUAUUAAAGAAAUAUGCAAGAAAACGUGAAAAUGCCCGAGAUAUGGUUUAA
Messenger RNA from Trichomonas vaginalis G3, 387 nucleotides. Its product is annotated as cysteine S-palmitoyltransferase protein. The coding region runs from base 1 to 387 and encodes 128 amino acids. Lineage: Eukaryota; Parabasalia; Trichomonadida; Trichomonadidae. The transcript has a single exon. The record is from RefSeq and is a predicted model, not a curated record.